Glossina fuscipes is the source of this 1206-nucleotide messenger RNA. It is a transcript of the gene Noa36, whose product is annotated as zinc finger protein 330 homolog. Gene Ontology annotation, molecular function: zinc ion binding. Gene Ontology annotation, cellular component: nucleus. The record is from RefSeq and is a predicted model, not a curated record. Bases 148 to 1107 code for a protein of 319 amino acids. The transcript has a single exon. Lineage: Eukaryota; Metazoa; Arthropoda; Insecta; Diptera; Glossinidae.
UAAACAAAAAAUUGUUGCUUGGGUUGGUUAUUUACGAUAUUUAAAUCAGAUGAUUUUUAUCUGUUAAAUAUUUUAGAACACUUUAUGGAAAUUUUAUAAAAUUUUUCUAUUUUUCAAGUGCUUUGAAAUUUGUUUAAAGAAAAUAGGAUGCCUAAGAAAAAGACUGGACAAAGAAAGAAGGCGGAAAAACAGAAACUCCGCCUUAAAGAGAUACGCAACCGGGAGGCCUCACUGGCGGAUAUGCCCUGUAAUGCCCCAAUGGAAUGCGAGAAGUGCGAGAAAAAGCAAAAAUCACGAGCAUUUUGUUAUUUCUGUCAGAGCUUGCAACGUCUACCUAUUUGUGCCCAUUGCGGUAAAGUCAAGUGCAUGUUGAAGACUGGCGAUUGCGUUGUGAAGCAUGCCGGAAUUUUUACUACCGGCUUGGGUAUGGUGGGUGCUAUAUGUGAUUUUUGUGAGGCUUGGAUUUGUCAUGGACGAAAAUGUUUGCAAACGCAUGCUUGCACGUGUCCACUGCAAAACGCUGUUUGCCUAGAAUGCGAGAGAGGCGUAUGGGAACAUGGCGGCCGGAUUUUUAAGUGCUCUUAUUGUGAUGGCUUCUUAUGUGAAGACGAUCAAUUCGAACAUCAAGCGUCAUGCCAAGUUCUAGAGAGCGAAAAUUACAAAUGCCAAUCGUGCAAUCGUUUGGGUCAAUAUUCGUGUUUGCGUUGCAAAACUUGUUACUGCGAGGAUCACGUGAGACGUAAAGGCUUCAAAUAUGAAAAAAAUAAAGCCAUACCAUGCCCUAAAUGCAAUUAUGAGACUUCGUUUACAAAAGAUUUAAGUAUGUCGACACGUACACAUAAGUUUGGACGGCAACAGCAAGGUGGCGUCAUCGAUAGCGAGGACGAUACAGGUGGUGACGGAUACUUCAAUUAUCACGGCGCCGCAAGUGGCUAUGAUGAUGAUUAUGUUGCCAGCAACUAUAGCGACGAUGAGGUUUCGGAAGAAGAUGGUGAUGAUGAUGAUGAUGAUGAUGAAGAAGAAGAGAAUGAAGAUGAGUCAGAAAAUGCUGACGCUAAGGUAGCUAACAAGGAUGAUGCGAAAACAAUAACGGUAGAAAAACAUUAAUUUUGUUAGUCACAGUGUUGAUUUUUUCGGGCAGUCAAAGAAUAUUUCAUAAUGUAAAAAAAUAGAAAUUGCAAAAAUAAGAAUUUGAAAAAUUUAUUU